Molecule: messenger RNA, 9375 nt
Organism: Cyprinodon variegatus (sheepshead minnow)
Lineage: Eukaryota; Metazoa; Chordata; Actinopteri; Cyprinodontiformes; Cyprinodontidae
Gene: lmtk3
Product: lemur tyrosine kinase 3
Exons: 16
Coding region: 340-8151 (2603 amino acids)
Biological process (GO): protein phosphorylation
Molecular function (GO): protein kinase activity; ATP binding
Source: RefSeq, a predicted model, not a curated record
CUCCAACACACUGUGAGAUACAUGAGGGGGGAGGAUUUAUAUAGAAAUAUAAGGGAGAGAGAGAGAAAAGGUUGUUUUCAGCAGACUGAGGCAGAGCGGCGGGGUGAGGAUGCACAAUAGAGCAUCUCAGUGUUUAAUUGCGGAUUAGAGGAGGAGGAGAGAGAACAAGGAGGAGACGCUCUUUAUUAUUAGGGGAGAAGCAGAGGAAGAGGGGGGGAGUGAGGAGACGAAGAAGGAACAGACCGUGGAGGGGGGGAACGGGAGCGAGGAGGACACCGACACCGACGGUCGGCUCGCCGGCGUCGCUCGGAUGCUGUUGUCGACCCGCACGCGCCGACGAUGCGGCCCCACUGCUGGGUGAUGGUGGCGGGGAUCCUUUCACUCCUCAGCCCGGAGAGAGCCCUCGGAGCGCCGCAGAGGGAAGUUUCUCAGACCAGGGCAGAGUCCCUCUCUCCUCCACCAUAUGUCAUCAUCCUCAUCUCCUGCUCGGGGCUCGUCUCUUUCGUUCUGCUGCUCCUCACCUGUCUUUGCUGUAAGAGAGGAGGCGUGGGGUUCAAUGUAAGUCUUCAAGAUGAGUUUGACAAUACAGAUGGAGAGGAAUGCUCUGGAGGCUCCAGUCCCAUUCAGGAGGACAGCCUGUCAUCAUGUCCCUCCCUCCCUGAAGUCUACACCUUGCCAGUCAGAGAUCGCCCAAACUGUCAUGCCCUGCAGAAUGGAGCAGACUCCAAAUCUCAGUGUUUUAAAAGACACGCUUUAAAUUACCUCCAGGAGAUCGGAAAUGGAUGGUUUGGAAAGGUGAUCCUGGCUGAAGUGCUGUGUGACUGCGGCUCUUCCCAGGCUGUGGUGAAGGAGCUGCGUGUGAGCGCCAGCCCCCUGGAACAGAGGAAGUUCCUGGCUGAGUCAGAGCCGUACAGGAGCCUGAAGCAUCCCAACAUCCUCCAAUGUUUAGGGCAGUGCAGUGAGAGCAUCCCCUUUCUCCUGGUUAUGGAGUUUUGUCAGCUGGGUGACCUGAAGCGCUACCUGCGUGCCCAGAGGAAGGCAGAUGGAAUGACUCCAGACCUGCCAACCAGGGACCUGUUGACUCUUCAGAGGAUGGCCUUUGAGAUCACAUCAGGUCUGCUGCAUCUUCACGAAAACAACUACAUCCACAGUGACCUGGCUUUAAGAAACUGCCUUCUGACCUCAGACCUCACUGUCAGAAUAGGUGACUACGGUCUCUCGCACAACCACUACAAGGAGGAUUAUUACCUGACUCCAGACAAGCUGUGGAUCCCUCUGCGGUGGAUUGCUCCUGAGCUGCUGGAAGAAUACAGAGGAUCUCUGAUUGUUACAGACCAAACCAAAACCAGCAAUGUGUGGUCUUUGGGGGUAGUGAUCUGGGAGCUUUUUGAGUUUGGUGCGCAGCCCCACAGACACCUGAGUGAUGAAGAGGUGCUGACCUUUGUCAUUAGAGAGCGACAGAUCACUCUGGCCCAGCCUAGACUUAAACUUACACAUGCAGAUUACUGGUAUGAGAUCAUGCAGUCCUGCUGGCUCCCUCCAUCACAGCGGCCCUCUGUAGCCGAAAUAUUCCUCCUCCUCUCCUCUCUCCUGGCUGCAGAGCGGGGAAUGUCAAAGAGAAGCGUGGGGGAAGAGGACGAAGAGGACGAGGAGUAUGAAGAGGGCAGAGGAAGAAGAGGAGAGAGCGAUGAGUCGUUUGAAAGACGCUGGGAUCUACUUCGCCCACCUGCAUUUCAGUGUGCACUAAACGAGCGACACAGAGACAGAGAAUACAGCAGGGACAGUAGAGAUAACUCCUACCCUCUGCUGGACCCUGUUGGAAACUGCAUCACCCCAUCCUCCUCUGAACUGGAUGACAUCCUCACAGUUACAGAAACUAGCAAAGGCUUGAACUUUGAAUAUUUCUGGGAGAAAGCUCAUGCCAGACGAGGUUAUAAGCCUCUCCCUUCCCCUCAGCCAAUUCCAACUGUGAAUAACAACCACAGACAGUCUUUAGACACCCCCACUGUGGUGCCUGUCAUAAGUGCCCGCAGUCCCUCACUCGCAAGUGAGUACUACAUUAGACUAGAGGAGCAUACUCCUCAAGACAAAUCACCAACGCUUAAAGGAAAAUCACAAUCCUCCUCAGUUUGUCCUGGUGAUGUGGAGCUUGUGGAAAUCCGUAGUGGAAUGUUGGGAAAAGAACGAGUCCCCUAUAAUGCAUCAGAUAAAAGCGGUAAGACCCUCCAAACCAUCCGAUCAAGCGAGGUGAAGAUCCAGGUACCAAACACUGGGGUGGCCGAGUUUAGAGACACUUCAAGCAGAGUAACAGACUUCUCAGUGGUUGAUCUGGGUGAUGAAGAUGAUGAUGAUGUGGAGAGAAAAAAGAGCAGGGAAGAAGAUAAAAAUUCUCCCACAUCAUUCCAGGCUCCAAUGCUCCCUCCCAAACCCCGGUCCAUGUCCAUGUCUUCGUCCAAUCCCCUUCACUCCCGCCCCCUCCCAGUGCCUCCACUCGGGUACAGAGGACUUCCUCACUACACCAUUGGUGGAAAGAUCGAGACAGAUCCCCUCCACAUGAGCUCCUGCCCCCCGUCUACCUUUGAUCACCUCAGCCUCCAUCGGUCCAGACAGACUCUGCCUCCCUCCCCGUCUCUCUCUCCCUCCAUUCCCCCAUCCAGCCAUCCAAUUUAUCCACAGAUGUGUCCUCCACCUUUACCCCCACACUCCAAACCUCAACGCAGCAUCCCGAGCUACAACACGGCCGACAGAUACUUAAGAUACACAAAGACGCAAAUGCAAAGAUCCAACAGAGACCCGCUAUCCUGUGACAUAUCCAGUAGAGAAGCUGACAGAAGACAUGCAGCAUCAAUCCACAAAUCUAAAGAGAAUUCUCAACCCCGUGUAAAAGACUUUGACUCCCCAAUUCGUAGGGAAAAUCCUCUACGGCCCAUCUAUCGAAACCUACCCCGCCCUCAGCCUGUAAACUCCCCGAUUGAGAGGCAGUCCUCGUCUAGUCCCACUUAUUCAGAUGAGGACGACUGUCCUUUUGGCUCCCCCGAGAGACCCAGUAGCCAGACUACUGUUGCGCACUCCAGCCUGUCAGAAGAUGCAGACCCAGCCACUACUGAGCUCUUCUCUAGGGGAAUGAAGAGGACCCAGUCACGACUGGACACUAUUUUGCCCACCAUUUGGAGAGAAGAUGCUGAACUUCAGGCAGAACUGGUUGCUGCUGCCAAGAAGUCUCCCAUGCACCUGUUUCUAACUGAGAUAGCAAGUGUGACAGAGUCUAGUGAGGCCAAGUCAGAGGGCUUGUGCGAUGAGAAGGAGGAGAGUAAAGACAAAGAGAGAUGGGGGAACUUUGUGCUACACAACAAAGGAAUGCGCCGCUCCCAAUCACUGAUUACAGAGAUAGGCUCAGCGGGACAGUCAAUUGGACAGGAUAAAUACUUCCAAAGGACAGGAGUUGAGGAGGACAAGGCAUCAUUCCAAGGAGAUCUCUUUCUCACAGAGGUUGACACAGACAGGAUGGAGACGGAUAUGGAUGCAGAAGGUGAUCCAGUUAAAUACCUCUAUCCUGCAGGGUCCAGGUUGCGCCCCUAUGUUUGCACGUCUGACCUCCCUUUGAACAGAGAAGCUGAAGGAGUCAGCACAAAAGGUAUACGAAGGUCCCGAUCCCUUUUGUCCGAGAGGGAGAAGCAAGAAUCUGAAAUAGAUUUAGUGGAGGGUGAGCCACAAAGAACAGAAAUGACCAGGGAGGAGUUCCUACGAGAGAUCCAAUCAGCUGAGACCUUUUUGACCGAAAUCAUAUCAAGGCAAAAUACUACACCAAACAAAGAGGAAUCAGAUCUAUCUACCUCCCCUACUCCACUUUCACCCGAAUAUGAGUCCAUUUGCAUUGACCCAAACUCCACUCAGACCAUCACAUUCCAGUCAGAAAGCUCCAUACGAGCAUCCAGUAAGGGUAAAGAAGAGACACAGACUGAGGCCAUCUAUGCGCAAGUGACAAAGCGUGCAAAGAAGAGCGAGAUCAAAGUCUCCAUUAGACCAGAAAUCCCCAUUCUCCACAUAGGAUCAAACAAACAACCGCUUAAACCAUGCAGCCAAGAAAAUCAUGCCGAUCACUGCCAAACUGGAGAGUUUGUGCUCUCUGAAAUAAUGCCAAAAAAUGGUUUAUUGCACAGCGAAACUGAUGAAUGUCAAAAAGAAGAGGACUGUUCAGAUGGACCUGCCCUACCUGCCCGAGGGGAACUAACAGAUCCUUCAGAGUUCUCUCCUUCUGAAUCCACUGAUUCCAACACUGUGAUACCAUCGGAGAUCAGGUCUGUCUUGAAAAACCAAACAGAGACUCCUACUGUUGUAGAGAAUGGUGAAAUUAUGAAAGAUAAACUACAGGACUGCAUAUUUAAGAUAAAUGGUCAAACAGAGGUGAAAUCUGACACUGUGCCACUUGAUAUUGUAGCUAAUCUGGAGAAAAAUGAAGAAAAUGCAUUUCAGAAUAAGUAUAUUGAUCAAGAAUGGCAUAAUAUGCAAAAUGAACCUAGUUGUGAAGUCCCUCUGAACACUCCAGAUCAAGACCUGUCCUCGGAUAUGUCCCUCAUCACUCCCACUGACUCUGUCUUGUCACCCUUGACCUCUGGCUCAGUGGAUGGCCUCACGCCCAGUGAUUCCUGGACUGGAGCUGGAGGCGGUGGUGGUUGGCGGGCCCUGGGAAAUGAGACUCCACAUCGAGACUCUGCCUAUUUCUCUGACAAUGACUUAGAGGGUGAUGGGAUCAACAGGAGGAGCAGUGACGGGCAAGGGUCCAGGCAGAGCGGCGGCCGAGGGGGCGAGCGAGGAAUACUCACAGGGAUAGAGGAGAAAACUGAAGAGGAGGUAGAGGCUGGAGAAAAGAGCCCCUUACAAAGUGCUUUACAUGGACCAUGGACCAAAGCAGGAUUUGAAACAGAAAAGACUAUUGAGAAUUGUGAAAAUGAUUUUAACUAUUUAGAAAGCAACAAAGACAUACUAAAUAAAGGGCUUGAGGCUGUGCAUAGAGACGAUUCAGGAAUUUUUCACAAUCAUGAGAGCAAAGGAUCCACGUUGCUGCAAGAUGAUCCUCAAGUUAAGGACUGUGUUGACUUAAUUGAUAAGCUGUUUUUCAAGUUGGAGGAAGAACCUCUAAAGAGCCUUUCUCACAGUGGUAAGAAUGCGAUAGACAGUCACUACACAGAUGGGAUCAUUUCCAAGAUAACAGAUUACAAAUGCAUUGAGUCUGAAAAGAGCAACCUGAAUUUGCACUUUGAGAGUCCCAGUGGGUGCUUUCUCGCCUCUGUCUCUAGCAAUGUUGGGCCAGAUGUAGGAGAACUCACUGCAAUGAGAUCUGGCAAUGCAACAGUGGAAUGUGAGUCUAUGUUUUCCAAACAGAGCAAAUUUCAUACCAAUAAUGAUUUGCAUAGCGAUGGAGAAGUCACUCUGAGUGUCCUGCGCACCAGACACGGUGACGAAGAGAUGGCUGGUCUGGACCACAAUGAGUUGGGAAUGAAAGACAUUCAAUGCUUAGAGAGGAGAGUAGAUACCGAGGUCAGAAGGGAGCGUGAUACACAUCGAGCCUCUGCAGACUAUCACGAAGGGCCAGAGUUGAUGACUGAAGACUGGUGGAGUGCCUUGGAGGAGGAUGAAGAAGCACCACCAUCUGGAGUUGUUUCUGGAGAGCUUGACUGCCACCGCUUGGAGCAAUCAGGGGAACAAAAUAAUCAGUGGGCCUCUCCAGAAAAAAAGCAACAAGAAGUAGAACUAAAGUCAGAAACUUUUUCUGAGUUAAACAAAAGGAACUGGGGAUUGCUGGAGAUGCAAGAAGAACUUGAAGAAAACAAUGAACUUGCAGGAAGGGAGCCACACCCUUCUUCAGUAGAGUGGAGAAAUGAAGUCAGGAUCAAUGAAACACAAGAACUGAGUUGCAGUCUUGCUCUAUGUGGAAUAGAAGGGGACUGUGAAAAAUCAGUUAAUAAGCAGUCUGCAGCGGAUAUCCAGCAAGAAGAAAAUAUUGAGAAUCUGGAAGAAAUCGAUACUUUUCAAUUUGACAAAAUGAAAAAAAUCAGUGAUAUUGAAGUAGAGAAUUUGGAAGCUCCAGGGGAAGAAAGGGUUAUAGAAAGGCUGGUUCAGGAUAGAGGAUGUUCAACAGACAGGGAGGAGAAUCAAAACUUUAACAGUCUGACACAGAGUCAGCUCUACAGAGAUGGUCAGGCACUAACAGGACACAUCAAUUCGGAAAACCUCUUCAGCUAUACUUUCCAGAAUAAUGGCUUAAGUACAUCCACCAGCAUCACCGAACCACCUCAAGGUAACUCCUCCCACCUGGAAAAUGGUGAAUCAAGCUUCCAACAGGAAGCUGAUCCAAAGCCAAAUCUCACUGCAAUGCCCAUGGAGGACGGUCCUCAAGAAGAUAAUGAGGAUGACAGAGAAGUUGCCCUUCAGUCCAGUCCCAGUACCUUUGAUGUACAGGGAGGGAGGAACCCUUCAUAUCAAGAGGUAGACAACUUUAGCUCUGUUGAUUUCCCGAGCCCCCCGCAGAGCAUAGACCUUGAUCUGCAAGAUUAUAAACUGGAAAGUUUAGACGACUCUUUUCCUAGUCCGCCAUCAUCUGUUAUAGAGGCAGAGGAAUUUAUUACUCACAUAAAUCUGGAAGACUUCAAUGCUGAACCAGAGACAGAGUCAUUUAUUUCCCCAGCGAUCAACACAGAUAUCUUGCAGCCAUCUUUGCAAGAACUACCACCAGCUACAACGCAGAAUAAAGGGAUCUCUGCCAACCUGAACCCCCCAUCUGUACACAUAACCCUGACUGAUGACAAUAACUUUACUUCAGAUAUUGAAGAUGUGUGUCACAAUUUUAUCCAGAAAACCUCACCUGCUGUUCCUUCUACCCAACAAGAUCUCCUGAAUAACAUCCCAGCAUUGUUGAUAUCCGAGUGGAAAGAUCUGGAUGAGGAACCGCUAGAGGAUUUUGAAAAGCUGGAGCAACUUUGUUGCAUCUCAGAGGAUGAGGAGAAUACACUGGGGGAACUGUUCUUGGGGAACGUGGAGCUUCUGGAGUCUUGGAAGAAAACAUCUGAUAAAAAGUGCAACGAUACAGAAGCGGAUGAUGACAUCCUUUUCCCUGAGGGUGACAGGGUCGAUUUAAAGAAAGUUGACGCCUUAGAUAACAGCAAUAAGCUGGUUGAACCCAAGCAAAACAUCUUUUCUCAACCAGUAGAGAAGAUUGAUGAGCAGAAAUCAUCAUCAUCAUCUGAUGUCAAAGAUCAGGGAUCUUUAUCAAAGAUGACAACUAGAAAUGGCCUCAUGAUGCAGGUGUGUGAAGAGAGGCUGCAGUUCUCCCUCAGUGAAAAUGUGAAAACAAAAAUGCUUUGGGGUUCAGCUGUGAAAGAGACAGUGACACUUCGGCCCUGGGGGGAACAAGUCGAGGAAAGCUGCAGUGGACCAGAGGAGUACCAAAGUCAGGAUGAGAGCCAAGAGGAGGAGGAGGAGGAGGCUGCCUACAGCCAACAGCCACAAACUGAGUCUGAUAAAACUGAACCAGAGCCACUCACUGUGAUUGAACAACCUGAGAUCAUCGCAUCUCAACCUGCCGCAAACCAGGCAAUGAAAGCAAAACUAGCUCGUCUGUCUCUUGCCCUCCCUCCCCUCGCCCUGAAUCUCCCCCUCACUCCGAGUGGGAAAGGGGGAUUUGGAGACGGCUCCAUCGGAAAUCGCAUCGGCAGACGAAGGGGCCUGUCGUCAGGAAUCGACCCUGACGAUGAAGAGGAGGAUGAGCAGGAGGACGAGAACUCCCGCAGGGUGAUUGUUGUCACGGAGACGGAUGUGGACAAACGGAUUGGGCUGAGGAGUCUGCUAAAAUCACCCAAGGAGUCUUUGGACAGGGAGCGGGACAGAGGAAGGAACGUGUCCUUCUUUGAUGAUGUCACAAUCUAUCUGUUUGAUCAGGAAACUCCAACCAAUGAGCUGAGCAAUUCAGCUCCUACUAGUCCAGGUCCAGUCUCUGUCAAAAGCAGCAAAUUGGACUUUCAUGGACCAAACAAAAGCAAGGAAUCAAAAAGAAAAGAGGAUCUAUCAAUCAAACCACGGUCGCCCGUCGGAAGUGGCUCAAAGACUUCAUCCCGCUUUACUGUCAGCCCCGCCGACGACCCCCACUUAGUGUGACGUGGAAAAAAAACAUCUUCAAGUAAACCUUUGAAGCCGAAUCCCCUUGAAGUGGGGAGUGAAUUUACCCAACAACCAGCCAUUCACCCAGAAGAUAUUUUUUUACUGAAUUCGGAACAGACUCUGAUUUUACCAGCUGGACACAUUCCAGGUUUUGUCAGCGACUGGAUUUUGUAUGAAAGGAGGGUUGCUGAGCUCCUGUCUGUCACUGUUUACAGAGUUUAUCCUUAGCCUUUGGCUACAGAUGUUUUUGGAAAAGGAUAAAUAUGUCGGGAGAAGAAAAAAAAAAAGCAAAACAAAAGGAACCUGGAGCUUGAAAAAUGUGAAAUAAAUCUGACAGCUAUGCAGUGGGAAUCUUGUUGUGUACCAGCUUACCUUCUCUUUUUCUGCUUUAUUCUGUUGUAUAGUUCCCUAGCCGUUAGGUGGGGGGGAUGCACUUUCUUCAGUCACUCAUCUGUCCAUGUAAAUGCUUGGAUUCUAAACCAGUCUCUAUUAAAGAGGUUUUCCGUCCUUCAGCAGCUGUUCCAGUAGGCAGCAGCUUGAAAUGGACUCCUGUAUUUAAAGAUACUUCUCAGCAUUUGUACAAAUACCAUAAUACAAGUGUAUACAAUAUUGUUUUAGGGCUUUUACUUUUAGAUGUAAACUUUGGACUGCACGGAAACUAAUUUUAUUUAUUUAUUUAUUAUUUAUUUAUUUAUUUAUUCACUCUUUUUAGUUAAUGGUCAAACUUCUGAUUAUUUUUAGAUGGAAUGCAUCUAAGUUAUAGGUUCUCUAAGGUCUUAACAAAUGAGUAAAAAAAUAUUUUCCCAAACGUCUUAAUUGCUAAGAAGAAAUAAAAAAAAUGAGUAUUUUGUAUAAUUUUACUUGUCAAUAUAUGCCAAUCUGUACUGUAUGGAUCUAAGUUCUGUUUCGGUUUUUCCUUUUUUCUUUUUUCUAUUUUUUUUUUGCCAAGUCAAAGAUUUUUAGCAGUCUUGUCAUUAUGAUUAUUUUAUAAUAGUUUAAUAACAGUUAAUGUAGCUUAGUCCCAGAAAUCAAAGCUUCUCUUAAGUAAGUAGCUCCAUUUGUUUGUGCAUCUGUUAAUUUAUCCCAUUUUCUACUAACUGCAGUCGAUCAUGCGGCACAGGUCCUGCUAGUCUGUUUGUUCGGUCUGUUUAAAUGUUGGUUUAAACUUGUGUUGUUUAAAAUGCUUUUCAGACGGGAUGAUGUAUAAAUAAGGGGGGAAAU